Messenger RNA from Carassius carassius (crucian carp), 7530 nucleotides. RefSeq lists its product as uncharacterized. Lineage: Eukaryota; Metazoa; Chordata; Actinopteri; Cypriniformes; Cyprinidae. Bases 134 to 7330 code for a protein of 2398 amino acids. The record is from RefSeq and is a predicted model, not a curated record. The transcript has a single exon.
UAUAAUCGCUGACCAUUUGGAACAGGAUCAUACAGUUUCUUUUCGUAAUGCUGCAAAAUCUGAAGAAAAUGAUGUGCAAGUAUCCUUACAAGAUGGAGCUGAAGAUUCUGCUACAGUGCACCAAGAUCAAAAUAUGGUUAAGAAUAUGUUGAAUCAAAAACUGAGCGGUGGCUGCAGUGAUUCAAGUGUAUAUUUGCAUGUUUCCCUACUAAAUGAACAGAGUUCUGCAUAUUCUUCCGAGCCUUCAGAGAGCCAGUGGGUGGAGGAAAUCCAAGAAUCUGAGGAGGAACAAGAAGCCAGCGUCACAACACAAAAUAAGGACAAUGAUGUACAUUCAAAAGUGUGGCAAAGUAAGAAUUGUAAUAGAAGCAAAAGAGUUUAUGAUUGCCCUGUGUGCCAUAAACGGUUUGGUUCUCCAUCCGAACUAAAAAGACAUUGUCUUAUUCACACAAAUCAGAGGCCAUUUCAGUGUUCCAUAUGCUGCCGUGCCUUCAGAGAACGCUCUCAUCUAAAAGUACACAUCAGAACUCACACCAACCCUGUGAAGAGGAGGACACGAUCACUCCAGAGCUAUAAGGACAAAAGCGUGACCUGUUAUCUAGCAUCUAAGUCAAAGUUAAAACCCUCUCCAAAACAACCAAGUGCUCAAGACGAUACCAAAUCAACAGAUAAAGAAAUGUCAACAGCGCACCAAGACCAAAAUAUGGUUACAGAGAAUAUGGUGUCUCAAAAAAUAUGUGGUGACUGCAAUGAUUCAUGUUUACAAUUUCCAGAUUCUUUUCUAAAUGAAGGAGGUUGGGAUUGUCACACUGGAUGGAGUUCUGCAUAUUUUUCCAAACCUUCAGAAGGCCAGUGGAUGGAUGAAAACCAAAAAACUGGGGAGCAACAAGAAGCCAACCUCACAACACAAAAUAAGGACAAUGAUGUACAUUCAAAAGUGUGGCAAAGUAAGAAUUGUAAUAGAAGCAAAAGAGUUUAUGAUUGCCCUGUGUGCCAUAAACGGUUUGGUUCUCCAUCCGAACUAAAAAGACAUUGUCUUAUUCACACAAAUCAGAGGCCAUUUCAGUGUUCCAUAUGCUGCCGUGCCUUCAGAGAACGCUCUCAUCUAAAAGUACACAUCAGAACUCACACCAACCCUGUGAAGAGGAGGACACGAUCACUCCAGAGCUAUAAGGACAACAGCGUGACCUGUUAUCUAGCAUCUAAGUCAAAGUUAAAACCCUCUCCAAAACAACCAAGUGCUCAAGACGAUACCAAAUCAACAGAUAAAGAAAUGUCAACAGCGCACCAAGACAAAAAUAUGGUUACAGAGAAUAUGGUGUCUCAAAAAAUAUGUGGUGACUGCAAUGAUUCAUGUUUACAAUUUCCAGAUUCUUUUCUAAAUGAAGGAGGUUGGGAUUGUCACACUGGAUGGAGUUCUGCAUAUUUUUCCAAACCUUCAGAAGGCCAGUGGAUGGAUGAAAACCAAAAAACUGGGGAGCAACAAGAAGCCAACCUCACAACACAAAAUAAGGACAAUGAUGUACAUUCAAAAGUGUGGCAAAGUAAGAAUUGUAAUAGAAGCAAAAGAGUUUAUUAUUGCCCUGUGUGCCAUAAAAAGUUUGAUGCUCCAUCCGAACUAAAAAGACAUUGUCUUAUUCACACAAAUCAAAGGCCAUUUCAGUGUUCCAUAUGCUGCCGUGCCUUCAGAGAAUGCUCUCAUCUAAAAGUACACAUCAGAACUCAUGAUGUCCCUGUGAAGCGGAGAACACCAUCACUCCAGAGCUACAGAGACAACAUAGUGUCCUGUAAUCGAGCAUCAAAGUCACAACCCUCUCCAAAAUUUCUAACUGCCCACAAUGAUACCACUUCAACAAAUAAACAAAAGUCAACUGUGCAGCAAGAUCAAAAUGUGCUUACAGAGGAUAUGCUGUCUCAAAAAAUAUGUGGUGACUACAAUGAUUCAGGUGUACAUUUUCCAGAUUCUCUUUUAAUUGAAGGAGGUUGGGAUCGUCACACUGGACAGAGUUCUGCAUAUUCUUCCAAACAUUCAGAAGGCCAGUGGAUGGAGGAAAUCCAAGAAUCUGAGGAGGAACAAGAAGCCAACCUCACAACACAAAAUGAGGACAAUAAUGUAAAUGAAAAGGCUUUGCAAAGUCGGAAUUCAAAUGUAAACAAAAGAGUUUAUGAUUGCCCUGUGUGCCGUAAACGGUUUGGUGCUCCAUCCGAACUAAAAAGACAUUGUCUUAUUCACACAAAUCAAAGGCCAUUUCAGUGUUCCAUAUGCUGCCGUGCCUUCAGAGAACGCUCUCAUCUAAAAGGACACUUUUCAACUCACAAUAUCAGUGAGAAGCGAAGAGCACCAUCACUCCAGAGCUAUAGAGUCAAUAGUGUGCCCUGUAAUCAAGCGUCAAAAUCAAGGUUAAAAUCCUCUCCAAAACAAACAACUGCCCAAGAUGAUACCAAGUCAACAGAUAAAGAAAAGUCAACAGUGCACCAAGAUGAAAAAAUGGUUAUAGAGAAUAUGGCAUCUCAAAUUAUUAGUGGUGACUGUAGUGAAUCAGAUGCAUGUUUGCAAGACUCCCUUCUAAAUAAAAAAGGUUGGGAUCGUCACACUGGGCUGAGUUCUCUAUAUUUUUCCAAACCUUCAGAAGGCCAGUGGAUGGAGGAAAUAAAAGAAUCUGAGGAGAAACAAGAAUCCAGUGUCUCAACACAAAGUGAGGAUGAUGUAAAUGUGAUGGUGUUGCAAAGUAAGAAAUAUGAUGGAAACAAAAGAGUUUAUGAUUGCCCUGUGUGCCAUAAACGGUUUGGUUCUCCAUCCGAACUAAAAAGACAUUGUCUUAUUCACACAAAUCAGAGGCCAUUUCAGUGUUCCAUAUGCUGCCGUGCCUUCAGAGAACGCUCUCAUCUAAAAUUACACAUCAGAACUCACAUCAACCCUGUGAAGAGGAGGACACGAUCACUCCAGAGCUAUAAGGACAACAGCGUGCCCUGUUAUCCAACAUCCAAGUCAAGGUUAAAACCCUCUCCAAAAUAUCUAACGGUCCAAAACAAUGCUAGUUCAACAGAAAAACAACAGUCAGCAGUUCACCAAUAUGAAAAUAUUGUUACAGAGAUUGUGGCAUGUCAAAUUAUUAGUGGUAACUGCAGUGAAUCAGAUGGAUAUUUGGAAGACUCCUUUCUAAAUAAAGAAGGUUUGGAUCUUCACACUGGAUUGAGUUCUGCAUAUUCUCCCAAACCUUUGGAGAGCCAGUGGAUGGAGGAAAUCCAAGAAGCCAGUGUCACAACACAAAAUGAGGACAAUGGUGUAAAUUCAAAAGUGUGGCAAAGUAAGAAUUGUAAUAGAAGCAAAAGAGUUUAUGAUUGCCCUGUGUGCCAUAAACGGUUUGGUGCUCCAUCCGAACUAAAAAGACAUUGUCUUAUUCACACAAAUCAGAGGCCAUUUCAGUGUUCCAUAUGCUGCCGUGCCUUCAGAGAACGCUCUCAUCUAAAAGUACACAUCAGAACUCAUGAUGUCCCUGUGAAGCGGAGAACACCAUCACUCCAGAGCUACAGAGACAACAUAGUGUCCUGUAAUCGAGCAUCAAAGUCACAACCCUCUCCAAAAUUUCUAACUGCCCACAAUGAUGCCACUUCAACAAAUAAACAAAAGUCAACUGUGCAGCAAGAUCAAAAUGUGCUUACAGAGGAUAUGCUGUCUCAAAAAAUAUGUGGUGACUACAAUGAUUCAGGUGUACAUUUUCCAGAUUCUCUUUUAAUUGAAGGAGGUUGGGAUCGUCACACUGGACAGAGUUCUGCAUAUUCUUCCAAACAUUCAGAAGGCCAGUGGAUGGAGGAAAUCCAAGAAUCUGAGGAGGAACAAGAAGCCAACCUCACAACACAAAAUGAGGACAAUAAUGUAAAUGAAAAGGCUUUGCAAAGUCGGAAUUCAAAUGUAAACAAAAGAGUUUAUGAUUGCCCUGUGUGCCGUAAACGGUUUGGUGCUCCAUCCGAACUAAAAAGACAUUGUCUUAUUCACACAAAUCAAAGGCCAUUUCAGUGUUCCAUAUGCUGCCGUGCCUUCAGAGAACGCUCUCAUCUAAAAGGACACUUUUCAACUCACAAUAUCAGUGAGAAGCGAAGAGCACCAUCACUCCAGAGCUAUAGAGUCAAUAGUGUGCCCUGUAAUCAAGCGUCAAAAUCAAGGUUAAAAUCCUCUCCAAAACAAACAACUGCCCAAGAUGAUACCAAGUCAACAGAUAAAGAAAAGUCAACAGUGCACCAAGAUGAAAAAAUGGUUAUAGAGAAUAUGGCAUCUCAAAUUAUUAGUGGUGACUGUAGUGAAUCAGAUGCAUGUUUGCAAGACUCCCUUCUAAAUAAAAAAGGUUGGGAUCGUCACACUGGGCUGAGUUCUCUAUAUUUUUCCAAACCUUCAGAAGGCCAGUGGAUGGAGGAAAUAAAAGAAUCUGAGGAGAAACAAGAAUCCAGUGUCUCAACACAAAGUGAGGAUGAUGUAAAUGUGAUGGUGUUGCAAAGUAAGAAAUAUGAUGGAAACAAAAGAGUUUAUGAUUGCCCUGUGUGCCAUAAACGGUUUGGUUCUCCAUCCGAACUAAAAAGACAUUGUCUUAUUCACACAAAUCAGAGGCCAUUUCAGUGUUCCAUAUGCUGCCGUGCCUUCAGAGAACGCUCUCAUCUAAAAGUACACAUCAGAACUCACAUCAACCCUGUGAAGAGGAGGACACGAUCACUCCAGAGCUAUAAGGACAACAGCGUGCCCUGUUAUCAAACAUCCAAGUCAAGGUUAAAACCCUCUCCAAAAUAUCUAACUGUCCAAAACAAUGCUAGUUCAACAGAAAAACAGCAGUCAGCAUUUCAUCAAAAUGAAAAUAUUGUUACAGAGAUUGUGGCAUGUCAAAUUAUUAGUGGUGACUGCAGUGAAUCAGGUGGAUAUUUGGAAGACUCCCUUCUAAAUAAAGAAGGUUUGGAUCUUCACACUGGAUUGAGUUCUGCAUAUUCUCCCAAACCUUUAGAGAGCCAGUGGAUAGAGGAUAUCCAAGAAGCCAGGGUCACAACACAAAAUGAGGACAAUGGUGUAAAUUCAAAAGUGUGGCAAAGUAAGAAUUGUAAUAGAAGCAAAAGAGUUUAUGAUUGCCCUGUGUGCCAUAAACGGUUUGGUGCUCCAUCCGAACUAAAAAGACAUUGUCUUAUUCACACAAAUCAGAGGCCAUUUCAGUGUUCCAUAUGCUGCCGUGCCUUCAGAGAACGCUCUCAUCUAAAAGUACACAUCAGAACUCACACCAACCCUGUGAAGCGGAGAACACCAUCACUCCAGAGCUACAGAGACAACAUAAUGUCCUGUAAUCGAGCAUCAAAGUCACAACCCUCUCCAAAAUUUCUAACUGCCUACAAUGAUACCACUUCAACAAAUAAACAAAAGUCAACCGUGCAGCAAGAUCAAAAUGUGCUUACAGAGGAUAUGGUGUCUCAAAAAAUAUUUGGUGACUACAAUGAUCCAGGUGUACAUUCUCCAGAUUCUCUUUUAAUUGAAGGAGGUUGGGAUCGUCACACUGGACAGAGUACUGCAUAUUCUUCCAGACCUUCAGAAGGCCAGUGGAUGGAGGAAAUCCAAGAGUCUGAGGAGGAACAAGAAGCUAACCUCUUAACACAAAAUGAGGACAAUGAUGUAAAUGAAAAGGCUUUGCAAAGUCGGAAUUUAAAUGUAAACAAAAGAGUUUAUGAUUGCCCUGUGUGCCAUAAAAAGUUUGAUGCUCCAUCCGAACUAAAAAGACAUUGUCUUAUUCACACAAAUCAGAGGCCAUUUCAGUGUUCCAUAUGCUGCCGUGCCUUCAGAGAACGCUCUCAUCUAAAAGUACACAUCAGAACUCACACCAACCCUGUGAAGAGGAGGACACGAUCACUCCAGAGCUAUAAGGACAACAGCGUGCCCUGUUAUCAAACAUCCAAGUCGAGGUUAAAACCCUCUCCAAAAUAUCUAACUGUCCAAAACAAUGCUAGUUCAACAGAAAAGCAACAGUCAGAAGUUCACCAAUAUGAAAAUAUGGUUACAGAGAUUGUUGGGUCUCAGAUUAUUAGUGGUGACUGCAGUGAAUCAGAUGCAUAUUUGGAAGAUUCUGUUUUAGAUAAAGAAGGUUUGGAUCUUCAAAUUGGAUUGAGUUCUGCAUAUUUUUCCAGUAAUUCAGAAGGCCACUGGAUGGAGGAAAUCCAAGAAUCUGAGGAGGAACAAGAAGCCAGUGUCACAACACAAAAUGAGGACGAUGAUUUAGAUUCAAAAGUGUGGCAAAGUAACAAUUGUAAUAUAAGCAAAAGAGUUUAUUAUUGCCCUGUGUGCCGUAAACGGUUUGGUGCUCCAUCCGAACUUAAAAGACAUUGUCUUAUUCACACAAAUCAGAGGCCAUUUCAGUGUUCCAUAUGCUGCCGUGCCUUCAGAGAACGCUCACAUCUAAAAGUACACAUCAGAACUCAUGAUGUCCCUGUGAAGCGGAGAACACCAUCACUCCAGAGCUACAGAGACAACAUAGUGUCCUGUAAUCGAGCAUCUAAGUCAAAGUUAAAACCCUCUCCAAAAUUUCUAACUGCCCACAAUGAUACCACUUCAACAAAUAAACAAAAGUCAACCGUGCAGCAAGAUCAAAAUGUGCUUACAGAGGAUAUGCUGUCUCAAAAAAUAUGUGGUGACUACAAUGAUUCAAGUGUAUAUUUGUCAAAAAGUACUAGCCCUUUAGAGAAUGUUGAGAAUAGCAAAUCAGUUUUGGGUCUGACGCAUAAAACUGACAUCUUGCUUGAUGGGAAAAAGGCAUCUGACAUUGUGCCUUUUGGCAGGGUGAGUGACUGUCCACCCAAAACUGACUCAUUUCUCCGUCAUUGUGCUCCCGAAUCAAGAACUGAGGAAAAAUGGGCACAUUACAUGGACGAUGUUGAAGAUGUCUUUGUGGACUCUGAAACUGUUGUGACACAGUGUGUCCCUGAUUCUCACGAGCCCAGUUCUUGUCAGUAUCAACAGAAACCUGAUGUUCCCAGAAUCCCAGAAGUUGUUGUGGAGCUUGAGGACUUUGAGGAUCCAGGUGAAUGCUUUAUCAAAACUCCACAUGACCUCCCCAUUUGUCCUUACUGUAGUCAGAGUUUCCGCACGGUUAGGAACUUGUAUGCACAUAAUUGUACAAACAGAUAUACUGAAGGUGAAGUGAAGAAAUCCCACCAGUGUGACAUUUGCUUCAAAUUCUUCAGUGCACCAUCCAAAUUGAAGAGACACUAUGUUACUCAUACGGGUCAGAGGCCGUUCCUAUGCACACAGUGUCAGAAGUCCUUCACACAGGCCCAUCAUCUAAAAACACACAUGCUGUCCCACAGGUAGAAUGGUUACUCAAGGGUUGUCCAAAGAUAUGACCAAACCAAAAGGGUUUUCAAUUGUAUUUCAGUUGUGUGCUACAAAGUUUUUUUGCAAUAUGUUUGGCUUUCAAAGUGCCCCAAAAUGGAUUUUUGAAAAUUGCCUUUCAUGCAGUGUGUAACACAGCUUUAAGUGAAUAAAAACACUCUGCAGUUUUAAAUCUGAAA